Ostrea edulis (European flat oyster) is the source of this 2390-nucleotide messenger RNA. Its product is annotated as arp2/3 complex-activating protein rickA-like. The record is from RefSeq and is a predicted model, not a curated record. The coding region runs from base 96 to 1064 and encodes 322 amino acids. The transcript has 3 exons. NCBI's taxonomy places the organism in Eukaryota, Metazoa, Mollusca, Bivalvia, Ostreida, Ostreidae.
UUUUUUUUUUUUUGCUUCUAUUACAUUUACAGAUCAAGGUGUUAGGCUUAUACCCCCCUUUUCUGAUUUUGUUAAGAGAGAGAGAGAGAGAGGAGAUGGAGGGAGGUCAUGUGAUCAAAAACCCGUGCAGGAUUUACCCGCGCACCCAUCACGGCAUGAUGGCGAGACCGUUAGACCUAUGGUUAUGUUUGAUGUGGAUAUUCCUGAUUAAUGGUGCUUCAGAUAAUUGUAAGAAACUGUGCUGGCCCAUUGAAGGAAUUUAUGAUUGUACUAAAUCUGGGAGCCGCUGUGUUCGGAUGAUGCGCUCCGCCUAUAUAGACACUGUACGUGAAAUACGGGUUUUCAACUGUGAAGUCCAGCUUGUGACCGACAGGGUGGUAACAAAUUGGCCAGUAAUAAGAGACCGAAAUUUCAACAGGUGCCCACAAUCGAAUGUGUCCUCACCGCCACCGAUAACAACAACAGCUGAAGCCCAGAAGUUGCCAUCACCGCCACCGAUACCAAAAACAGCUGAGACACAGAAGUUGUCAUCACCACCACCGUUAACAACUACAGCUGAGGCCCACAAGUUGCCAUCACCGCCACCGAUAAUAACAACAGCUGAGACCCAGAAGUUGCCAUCACCGCCACCGAUAAUAACAACAGCUGAGACCCAGAAGUUGCCAUCACCACCACCACCAAGCAGGACCUACAACUCCCUAAAUCUUGGUUCUAAAAUUGUUGCAGGUUUCUUAACGUGGGCUCUUAUUACAACCAUGGGAGUUAUUGUAGUUGCUGUUAAACAAUGUAUUAAGAAGAAAUUGCUCCGUUGCCCAUGUGAAUGCAGGAAUAAUCCCCCUAAUGCACCAGAGAACCCCCCUAAUGCACCAGAGAACAUUCCUCUUAACCAUCCACAUACCCCACCUCAGGCGGCAUCGACACCAACCUCCUCCUCAAACCUUAGUCCUACACUUUCACUGGAAACAACUCUGACAACGGAUACCUCCACAACUAGCACUAAAACACUAAUUGAAUCACCUGUUUCAUCUCACACAAGAUUCCAAACUGCUAAAAAAUUAUUUUAGUUAUUUUAAUGAACUGAUAUUGGAGUUUGACACAGCUGAUUUUUUUUCAAAUUUUUCCUUCAAGGAAAGGAAAAAGUGUUCCCAUAUUUGUAUUGUAUGAUUUAUCAAAAGAGUGUUUUUAAACUGUUGUGGAAAAAAAUGUAUGUAGAUGUUAUUUUUCUGCAGUUGUACUGAAGUGACAGCGGUGUAAUUUCAUUUUAGAAUUGUGGGAGGACUGUUUUUAGGUUUUUUGUUAAAGCAAAUCAUUUCAUGUUUGAUGAAGUAAUACUUAUUAUGAAGGUAAUAUAUAUCUUGCAGUUUUUGAAAAGCGUAUUUGCAAAUGAUUUUAGAAAAAAAAUCAUGUGACAGGUCUAAUUCCAAUUUAGUGUACCAGAAUACCGGUAACUGUUGGAAGUCUUCUUUGUAUACAACCAUUUAAUAGGUAUUUUACAUACACUACCUUGUUGACUGAAAUAGAGAUUGGUGAAAGUGGAGAUUUUUAUUUUUCCUUGAAGAAAAGGAAAGGGAAAUCACUCCCAUAUUUGUAUUGUAUGAUUUAUCAAGUGAGUGUUUUUAAACUGUUGUGGAAAAAAAUGUAGAUGUCAUUUUUUCUGCAGUUGUACUGAAGUGACAGAGGUGUAAUUUCAUUUUAGAAUUGUGGGAGGACUGUUUUUAGGUUUUUUGUAAAAGCAAAUCAUUUCAUAUUUGAUGAAGUGAUACUUGUUAUGAAGGGAAUAGAUAUCUUGCAGUUUUUGAAAAGCGUAUUUGCAAAUGAUUUUAGAAAAAAAAUUAUGUGACAGGUCUAAUUCCAAUUUAGUGUACCAGAAUAACUGUUGGAAGUCUUUUUUGUAUACAACCAUUUAAUAGUUAUUUUACACUACCUUGUUGUUUUUUUAUUUUUCCUUGAAGAAAAGGAAAGGGAAAUCACUCCCAUUAUAUCUGAUGAUUUACCAAAUGAGUGUUUUCAAAAUGCUGGAAAAAAUGAAGAUGUAUUUUUUCUGUAGUUUAGACAAUUUUUUUUAAUUAUAUGACGUGUUAUUUUAUUUUUGAAAAAUUCUGAGAUUACUGGUUUAUGUAUUUUUGUCAACAAAACAUUUCAUGUUUGAUGUAUUUAUGUCUACAAAGCAUUUCAUGUUUGUUGACAAGUAUUUUUGUUAUUAAUUAUUAACUUGUGUGAUUUAUAAAAACGCCUGACACAAAAAAGUCUGGUUGUUUAACCCAUAUAUAUUUUUUAGAUGCAACAAAAAAUGUGAUUUUAGCGAUGUUUAAUUUUACUUUUUAUAUAUGAUUAUACAAAUGAUUUGUUUUAAAUCUACCUCAUAUUACCAAUUAAAAGGUUUUUCAAAA